Molecule: messenger RNA, 1215 nt
Organism: Selaginella moellendorffii
Lineage: Eukaryota; Viridiplantae; Streptophyta; Lycopodiopsida; Selaginellales; Selaginellaceae
Product: RNA pseudouridine synthase 7-like
Exons: 11
Coding region: 8-1162 (384 amino acids)
Biological process (GO): pseudouridine synthesis
Molecular function (GO): RNA binding; pseudouridine synthase activity
Source: RefSeq, a predicted model, not a curated record
GACAGCAAUGGAGUGGGAGAACCCCGACACGCCCAUCCUUCCCUCGCAUUACAUCAUCGUGGGCGGAAAGCGAUUCGUGCUACCGUAUUAUUUCGAGUUCAUUGCUCAUGUGAAGCAGCGAUGGUCUGGAAAGACAAUCGUGGACAUGUUUGCCGACGAAUUCAGGCAAAGGCCGUAUGAGUAUUAUGUUGAUGCUGUUCGAUCAGGCCGGAUUUUGUUAGAGGAUAAAAAAUGUGAGAGUGAAUAUAGAGUUCGAACGACACAGAAACUGAGCCACUUUGUUCACAGGCAUGAGCCACCGGUUCUGGCCGAGAGUAUUGUAAUUCUCCACGAGGGACCCGAAGUUCUCACAGUAUGCAAGCCAGCAUCUAUACCAGUCCAUACUUGCGGGCAGUACCGCAAGAACACUGUGCUUGGCAUCCUGCAAGCAGAGCACAACACCGGACCUUUAUUCCGUAAACUAGCUCUUUUCAUGCUAUUUUUCUUUCAACUCGUUUAUUUUCUAUCAGCUGUUCACAGGCUCGAUCGUCUUGUUUCUGGGCUUCUUAUUUUCGCCAAAAGCGCUGUGAAAGCGGACAAGUUUCGGCAGGACAUCGAGAAUGGUAGAGUUCGCAAAGUAUACGUUGCUAAAGUAACUGGCGUGUUUCCAGAAGAAGAGGUGGUGGUGAAUGCUGCUGUUCAUUACGAUGCACGGGAAGGGAGGAGCACUGUGGAGGUUUGCGAAGAACAGGAUAGCAAAGGGAAAGAAGCUUGUACGAGGUUUGUGCGUCUAAGCACGGAUGGAGUGUCCAGCAUCGUUGAAUGCAAACCUCUGACAGGAAGAACUCACCAGAUACGCGUCCAUUUGCAGCACUUAAAACACCCCAUCGCCAACGACGAUCUUUACCUUCAUGAAAAUCCUCCAAAACGCUCUAAAAGGGGUGGAACAGCAGACUCGGCAGCAAGGAGUGGCAUGAGCCGCCAGCAACAGGCACAAGAUUCCAGGAAGGUCGACGAUGAUCGAGAAGAACCAAGUUUUGAGACGGAUCCACUGUGUACGCAUUGUCCACGCUUGGGACCGUCGGGCUAUGACGACGACUCCGACGGGCUAUGGCUGCAUUGUGUGCAAUAUUCUUGCGAGGAGUGGUCGUUUGAGUGCCCCCUUCCUGCAUGGGCUAGCUAAACUCUUCCUAGACUUUACCAAAUGACUGGAAUGGAUACAAACUUCAAGUCUUA